AUGCCUACCAAUCCCACUAUUGUCUUCGCUCCUGGCGCCUGGCACACUGCCGACUGCUACGAUGUCGUGCGAAACGAUCUCAACUCCCGAGGCUGGUCUACCGAAGCUGUUGACUACCCCUCUGUUGGCGCCGAGCCACCUACCAAGGGACUGAGCGAGGACGUCAGUGCCGUUCGCGCUGUUGUAGAGAGACUCGUUGAGGAGGGCAAGAAGGUUAUGGUCGUCGUCCACUCAUACGGUGGACUUGUUGGCGCUGAGGCAGUCAAGGGAUUGAGCUUGAAGCAGCGUGCGCAAGAGGGCAAGACUGGCGGUGUGAUCCAGCUUGUUUACUUGAGUGCCUUUGUUAUGCCCAAGGGAAAGAGUAUUCUUGAGCUUCUUGGUGGACAGUAUCUCCCAUGGAUGCGAGUCGAGGGUGACUAUGUCCACGCUGACACACCUGAGAACGUCUUCUACCAUGAUGUGGAUGCUGAGACUCAGGGCAAGGCCAUCGCUGCCUUGAAGCACCAGUCUCGCCGUGUGUACGCUGAUAUCGUCGAGUAUGAGCCCUGGCACGACGUCCCCUGCUUCUUUAUCUUCUGUGAUGAGGACCGCGCCAUUCCUUUGGCUAUCCAGCAAAACUUGGCCUCCAUGUUGGGCCCUAAUGCAGGAAGCUUCCAUAUUGCCGCUUCUCACUCACCGUUCCUCUCGCUGCCUAAGGAGACUGUCGAGGGAUUAGAACUUGCCGUUAAGGAUGGGUUGGAAAAGUCUGCCAACUAG
Molecule: messenger RNA, 756 nt
Organism: Fusarium pseudograminearum CS3096
Lineage: Eukaryota; Fungi; Ascomycota; Sordariomycetes; Hypocreales; Nectriaceae
Exons: 2
Coding region: 1-756 (251 amino acids)
Source: RefSeq, a predicted model, not a curated record